AUGAUCAUCUCUCGGCCUACUCUUGAGGUCGUCUACCAAUAUUCCAAAAUGGGAUCGAUUCCCAAAUUCGUUAACUUGUAUCGUUUGUAUGCUGCUUUCUCUUGCUUUACAUUACAACUGUUGCCAAUCUUUCUUGAGAGCUGUCCCAAUCUAAAACACCUCAUCUUGGACUAUACUGUGGUUUCUGCGCAGCCAGAGGAAAUUGAACUUAGCUAUGUUCCUCGGUGUUUAACAUCAAGUCUUGAGCGUGUUGAUAUUAACAAACUGAUUAUGAAGGAGGAAACUGGGAUUAAGCUAGUUAAUUACUUUCUUGAGAAUUCUGCAGUACUCAAGGAACUUACUGUGAGUUUCACUGACUCUCCUGUGAGCAACCAAGAGCGGGAUAUCUACAAGAACCUUCUUACAUCCAACAAGCUUUCUCGCAGAUGUCAAGUUUCCAUUUGUUGA
Microthlaspi erraticum is the source of this 447-nucleotide messenger RNA. The record is from the annotation of a GenBank genome assembly. Lineage: Eukaryota; Viridiplantae; Streptophyta; Magnoliopsida; Brassicales; Brassicaceae.